ACUAGUAUCAGUAGUGACUUCUCGAGAAUAAGCAAAUAAUGGUGUUUUUUAAAAGUUUUUCAAUAUGUUUGUUAGAAAUUCUGGCUAUUAUUUUAAUGAAAUCUUAUGCAGAUGAAAAUUGUGAAACAGUUCCCACUGAAAUUCAUGUUACUAAAGAGGAGUUUGAUGAUAUGGGAAGAUUAGUAAGAUCAUGUAGUGGAGAAGUAAAUGUAAACAAAUGUGAAGGAAUGUGCAAUAGUCAAGUUCAACCGUCUGUCGUAACGUCAACAGGAUUUUUAAAGGAAUGCUUCUGCUGUAGAGAGAACUUUUUGCGUGAACGACUAGUGACCUUAACGCACUGCUACGAUCCCGAUGGACUCAGGCUUGAAGACGAAGAUCAUGCAAUUAUGGAAGUUCGUCUACGAGAACCCGACAACUGCAAAUGUUACAAAUGUGGAGACUUCAGCCGAUAACAUUUUAAAUGCAUGUGUUAUUUUACUAAGUUUAUAUCUUUGUGGAUAAUUGUACUUAAUUUACUAACAUGAGAAUUUGUGAAAAAUCAUUGUUGAGGCCAUUUAAUGAUAUAGUGUGAUAACAAAAAAAAUCUAAAAAAAAUAAUAAUAAAAUGUUAGCAAUAUAUAGUUUAUUAAUAUAAUACAAUACUUACUAAUAUAAUCAAUACCUAGGAAUCUAAUUAUCAAUUUUUUUAUCAUACUAAAACAACUGUAAAAUUUACUACCUACUCACAUGAACGCCUGCAAUACGACUACCUAUAAAAGCCCUCAUACUACCACAGCCCCACAAAGUAUGUAUUCUUUGAUGUCCAUUAUGCUGUUCAUGUCUAUAGACGGCGGUUACCACUUUCUAUCAAGUGGGCCU
Galleria mellonella (greater wax moth) is the source of this 858-nucleotide messenger RNA. RefSeq names its product partner of bursicon (gene Pburs). The record is from RefSeq and is a predicted model, not a curated record. Gene Ontology annotation, molecular function: neuropeptide hormone activity; G protein-coupled receptor binding. Gene Ontology annotation, biological process: G protein-coupled receptor signaling pathway. The transcript has 3 exons. Gene Ontology annotation, cellular component: bursicon neuropeptide hormone complex; extracellular region. NCBI's taxonomy places the organism in Eukaryota, Metazoa, Arthropoda, Insecta, Lepidoptera, Pyralidae. Bases 39 to 452 code for a protein of 137 amino acids.